AUGGCAGACCAACCCAAAGACAACAAAGAUUUCUGGACGACACAGGAGAAACUCCAACUACGAGACUAUCUCACCGUCCUCCACAGCUCGUUGAGGAUAGCUGGUCCUCCGCCAGUGGUAUUCGAAGACACGCCCAUCGCACCGUCGACGUCGACCGGCCCCAAGGAGAUGGGAAGGGGGCUUUUGUGCACAAACGACGUGUACAAGGAUAACGUGGCGGUACGUUUUCGGAACCACAUCAACGCGCGGCAUGAUUGGGAUGCGGUGCUGGAGCCGAUGAUGGAUAUUGACACGGGGGAUGUUAUUGUUGGGUUUCCGCGGACGUUGAGAGCCGUUGAUGAACUGGAGUAUGAUGAUGGGGUGAGGAUAUUGAAGGCGCUGGGGGAGACGGAAUUUGGAGAGGAUGAGGAUAAGGAGUCGAUUAUGUAUCGUGUUAGGCGAUGGGCUGCGAUUGGACCGGUGAUGGAUGGGGGGAAGGGGAAGGGGAAAGCGGAGGGUGAAGCGGAUGCGUGA
Molecule: messenger RNA, 513 nt
Organism: Pochonia chlamydosporia 170
Lineage: Eukaryota; Fungi; Ascomycota; Sordariomycetes; Hypocreales; Clavicipitaceae
Exons: 3
Coding region: 1-513 (170 amino acids)
Source: RefSeq, a predicted model, not a curated record